Molecule: messenger RNA, 405 nt
Organism: Entrophospora sp. SA101
Lineage: Eukaryota; Fungi; Glomeromycota; Glomeromycetes; Entrophosporales; Entrophosporaceae
Source: the annotation of a GenBank genome assembly
AUGAAAAACUUCAAUGAAAAACCAUUUGCCAGAGGUGAUUCUAUUAAACAUUUACAAACUCUUACACGAUCAAAUUCAAAUGCUAUAUUUGAUAAAAACAGCGGUGAUAGCAAUGGUGUUGAAAGUAAUUCUUUUACCAAGAAACCUGUUACAGCAUUUGAAAAAUUUCAAGCUUGGAUGAUAAAUGAAGGCAAUAAAAAAAUAUUUGCAACAGUUUGGAUCAUGAUUCAUGGAUUGAUAUUUUCAAUGGCACUCAUUCGUUAUUAUUUAGAUGAUAAUUUAACAAAGGCUAGAAGCGAGCUUGGAAUGACAUAUACAAUAGCAAGAUCAUCAGUACUGGUUCUUCAUGUGGAUGCGGCAUUCAUUUUAUUUCCAGUUUGUAGAAAUUUAAUUUCAUUGGUUUGA